Molecule: messenger RNA, 1002 nt
Organism: Acanthosepion pharaonis
Lineage: Eukaryota; Metazoa; Mollusca; Cephalopoda; Sepiida; Sepiidae
Source: the annotation of a GenBank genome assembly
AUGAGACUUUAUCAAACACUCAAGUCAAACAUCUCAUCUAUCUAUCUAUCCUAUCCCAUCCUAUCCUGUAUCAUCCUAUCUAUCCUAUCCUAUCUAUCUAUCUAUCUAUCUAUCUAUCUAUAUAUCUUUCUAUCUAUCUCUUUCUCAUCUCUCUCAUCUGUCUAUCUAUCUAUCUAUAUAUCUUUCUAUAUCUUUCUAUCUAUCUCUGUCUGCUCAUCUCUCUCUCUCAGUCUGUCUGUCUGUCUGUCUAUCUAUCUAUCUAUCUAUCUAUCUAUCUAUCUAUCAUCUAUCCUAUCCUCAUAUCUCUAUCUAUCUAUCUUUCUAUCUAUCUGUCUGCUCAUCUCUCUCUCAGUCUGUCUGUCUGUCUAUCUAUCUAUCUAUCACAAUCUGUUCAUAUCUAUCUAUCUUUCUAUCUAUCUCAAAGACUUCUUUAUAUUAAUAUCAUUAUUAUCUAUCUAUCUCAUUAUUUUUAUUUCCUAUCUGUGUCUCAUCCUGCUGUUAUCUAUCUAUCUAUCUAUCUCGCAACCCUUCCUAGGUUACAACGCAAUCUAUUUCCGCCUGUUCAUAUCUAUCUAUCUAUCUAUCUAUCUAUCUAUCUAUCUAUCUAUCUAUCUAUUUCAAUCUGUUAAUAUCUAUCUAUCUAUCUAUCUAUCUAUCUAUCUAUCUAUCUAUUUCAAUCCGUUAAUGUCUAUCUAUCUAUCUAUCUAUCUAUCUAUCUAUCUAUUUCAAUCUGUUAAUAUCUAUCUAUCUAUCUAUCUAUCUAUCUAUCUAUCUAUCUAUCUAUCUAUCUAUCUAUUUCAGUCUGUUCAUAUCUAUGUAUCUAUCUAUUUCAGUCUGUUCAUAUCUAUGUAUCUAUCUAUUUCAGUCUGUUCAUAUCUAUCUAUCUAUCUAUCUAUUUCAAUCUGUUCAGAUUUAUCUGUUUCAGUCUGUUCCUAUCUAUUUAUCUACUUCCUUUUAUUCAUAUCUAUUUCAGUCUGUUCAUCUAUCUAUCUAUCUAGCUAG